GUAAUUUUCCUUUAUUUCAAUGUAUAGUUCUUGUUUGAACACGUCAAGCACAGUUAAUGGCUAAGAAUUUGAAUCUUUUAAAGACAACUGUAACGUGAAGCACAGAACAGAACUAUUGAAAAUUAAAGGGGUUUUUGUAAUAUGAACGGUAUGUCUAGUGGAAUGUUAAUUCAAGGGGAAAUUUCCAUGAGAAGCUAUCGUCAGUUUUGGGAAAUUUAGACUGCUAAAUUGAGAAGUUCUUUAGAUUAAGAACAUUCUUGUAUAUAUCUCAAUUGAGACUAAAAGAUAAACUAAAUGUGGUUCAUUAUGUAUAGGUGGAAAAGAAAGGAGUAUUCAAAGUGGAUAUUUUAGUUAAAAGUUAACUUGGAGCUUUUAGGGAAAAAUGGAUUGUGAUACAAACUUGUGGAUAGCUUUAGUACCACUAUUUAUUAUGAUGAAGUACAUAAAGAGGUUUUUGGGAGCAUGGAAAUUAUAGCUCAAGAUAAACUUUAUUUAACCCUUUUAACUUCUUCCCGUGAUGGCACAAACUAAUGCAACAUACGUCAGAUUCACUGAAGGUUCUACCUUAUUUUUGGUGAAGAAGAUGAAAUAAUGAGGAAAGUAGAAACAGAGUAAUGCAUGGAUUAUGAAACUGAGGAUUUUACUUUUACAGCUCAUAAUUGAUAGCUUCAAGAAGUGGCCAGUUUGCAUAAGGUAUUGUGACUUUGGUACUUUAGUUAGUAUUCAUAUGGGUAGUAGUCUUUCUUGAUUAUAAGGUUUUCCUUUUACCUUUUCAUUCUUGGCUGCUCUUCUCAAGCAGUGGCAGAGCCACCUAUUGACAAAUUGAUUCAAUUGAGUCCCCUUCAUUGAAAAAUUAUCCCAUACAAUAGGGAAUAUCAACUUUUUUUUGUAUAUAUAGGUUGUUGAAUUCCCUUGACAUAAGAGAAACUUCUAAUGUAGUGGUAAAAGGGGAUUCUGAAAUUACUUUAAGACGUAGGUUCAAAUCCCAAGUGUGCCAUUCUUGUAAUCCCGAUACCAGAACUUUUGGCUUUGCCACUGUAGGAAUGUAGGGGAAAAUAAUUGAGUGAGCAAGCUACAUUACAACUAAUGAAUUUUAGAACUUUAUGUGAGUAUCUAUUCUUUCAUAAACUAUGGUGCAUUCCUUUCGCUGCUACUUGAAAGGUGAUAGGCGAGUGUUUUUUGUGUUUAUUUGUCAUCCUCAAAGAAGAGAUUUGCAUGGAUUUGGAAAAAGAAAGAAAAGGAUAGAUUUGCUUAGUCGGGCUACAACUGUAUUCCUUGCAAUGGUAUAACGGACACAAAAAUUAUGGUGUUGCAUUAUAUAGAGGUGUGACCACAUUUUGCUGGAGAAAUGUGAAUUACAUAAGAAGUCCAUCAAAAGGAAGGGAUUUUAUUUGCAGAGUCUUUCUGGAUUACAUGGCUAUGAUAUUUCUUCUUGCAUUGCGUUUUCACCUCUUGGUUGUAGUAUUUACUAGAUUAUUUGUGCACAUAUUUUGCUAAUCUAUUCUCCAUUUGAUUGUAAACAAAAUUAUGUGAACACAUACUCUUUUGGUUGAAAUUUAGUUAACUAUUUUGCUGCAUCCUCUUAUGGUUGAAAUUUAAUCUUAAGUAUUUUGCUACAGAGUUUCCAGGAUUAAUCAGUACAUCGGCAUUGCUAGAUAUACUGAUAUUAUAUUUGUCCACUUCUGAAAGGUGUUCACUAUCAAUGUCUUGUUGAAUUUAUCAGUUAUGAUAACCAUCUGUCAGGAGAAAUACCUUAUUUUUCCUUGUACUACAUACAAUAUACUGCUAGUCAAAAUUGCGGAUUAGCCAAAAAAGAGUGUUCAUAUAGGAACCACAACAUUUAAUCUUCUCAGACCAGUUAAUAAAUAGAUGGUCGGGGUUGCUCAUACAUGUUCAUCUUCUCACACGGCAGAAUGCACCUAAUAAAGCUGAACGUCGGCAGGAUAUAUUGUCAAAUUUCAUUGUCAAAAAUUGCAGUAUAUCUGCAUAUGCAAAAAUCUAGAAAUCUCCUGUUCCAAAUGAUCAUCAGUUUUUGCUGGUUGCGAGAAUAAUUUGUGGUGUUAUUUGUAUAGAUAAUGUAAAGAAACGCAACUGGUAGUCCUUCUUCUGGUCUUCUUAUUUAUGAUCUGGCCAACUAGACUCUAUUUCCAAUCUUCUAAGAUGACCAACUUGAAACUUCAAAACAUAUAUAUGAAGCAUGUUUGUUUUUCAAUCUUUAUAUUGUAUCAGUCGUGCAACUUCAGAUUACCUCAAGCUUAUAGAAAUCUUUGUCUCAAGUAUGUAAUUCUAGCGUGUGGCAGGUCUUACAGAAAGAUUUCUGUACACCUUUUUCUUAACUUUUUCAACCAAUAUUAACGCGAAAGCCUAGCAUUCCUUGAGUAAAGUUCUAGGAAAACAAUAGAAAAUGAGCUAAUUCUCUCGGUCAAUGAGAUUUAUCAUUUGAUGCCUGUUCAGAAUUUACUAAAUACACCCUGAUCGCUGUUAACUUGACAGGAUUUUGUAAACUGUGGGAAAAACGCUUAUAUAACAAAUGGGUGUCUUUUGACCAGAAUGAAUCCUCAGGCCUUCAUUAGGCUCUCAAUAGGAUCGCUUGGAUUGAGAAUGCCUGGGACACCUUUAAGUGGUGCAAAAUCUAGGAGAAGUGAAUUAUCUUUUCCCUGUGUGUGCGAGAUCCGUCUUCGAGGUUUCCCUGUGCAAACAGCAUCGAUUCCAUUGGUAUCUUCGACUGAAUCUACUCCAGACACUAACAAUAUCGCUUCCAGUUUUUAUCUUCAAGAAUCUGAUUUGAAAGCGUUACUGACACCUGGCUGUUUAUUAAAGCAUCAUGCAUGUCUGGAGAUAGUUGUUUUCAGAGGACGCAAAGGAACUCACUGUGGUGUUGGUAUUAAAAGGCAACAGAUUGGGACAUUUAAGUUGGAAGUAGGUCCUGAGUGGGGUGACGGACAACCAGUCAUUCUGUUCAAUGGCUGGAUACGCAUUGGCAAGAGCAAGUGGAUAAAUGGAAGCCCUGGAGCAGAGCUUCAUUUGAGAGUGAAGCUAGACCCCGAUCCAAGAUAUGUUUUCCAGUUUGAAGAUAAGACCAAACUAAGUCCUCAAAUUGUCCAGCUUCAAGGAACCAUCAAGCAACCUAUUUUUAGUUGCAAGUUUAGCCAAGACUGGGUAUCUCCACGAGAUCCACUGAGUAAUUUUUGGUCUAGCCCUUUUGAUGGUUCCGAGCUGGACAUUGGAAAAAGAGAGAGGAAAGGAUGGAAGGUGAAGAUACAUGAUCUCUCUGGGUCGGCUGUUGCAGCAGCCUUCAUAACAACUCCUUUUGUGCCUUCAACAGGUCGUGAUUGGGUGGCCAGAUCCAACCCAGGAGCUUGGUUGAUUGUUCGUUCUGAUGUUUGCAGGCCUGAAAGCUGGCAGCCAUGGGGAAGGCUUGAAGCAUGGCGUGAACGUGGUGGGAUCAGAGACUCCAUUUGCUGUCGCUUUCAUCUACUAUCCGAGGGUCAGGAACACGGGGAUCUUCUCAUGUCUGAAAUCUUGAUCAGCGCUGAAAAGGGUGGGGAGUUCUACAUAGACACGGACAGACAGGUACGAGCAGCAUCGACUCCAUUGCAUAGUCCAAGAGGCAGUGGAGACUAUGCGGCACUAAGUCCAGCAGCAGGCGGGUUUGUCAUGAGCUGUCGGGUGCAAGGGGAAGGGAAAUGCAGCAAGCCCCUUGUGCAGCUUGCCAUGCGACAUGUCACCUGUGUGGAGGAUGUUGCCAUUUUCAUGGCUCUUGCAGCUGCAGUUGAUCUGAGCAUCGAAGCAUGCAGGCCUUUUCACAGAAAGCUCCGUAGAAGUGCUAGCCAUUCCUGGUGAUAUACGUAUAUACAUAUAUGUCAUACUGGUUUUCUAAACCCCCGUAUCUCUCCCAAAUUGUUGUAAUAACUUGACUUGCUGUACAGAAUUUUGAUCUAUAUUUACUUCUCUUCUGGAAGAUGUACCCAUUUCCAUUUUAACACUUGUCAAAUGCAUACAGGAUAAACUGUAAUACACUAAUGGCUGUCCCACAAAUGAAGAAGUGAA
This is a messenger RNA of Lycium ferocissimum, 4050 nucleotides long. RefSeq lists its product as uncharacterized. Lineage: Eukaryota; Viridiplantae; Streptophyta; Magnoliopsida; Solanales; Solanaceae. The coding region runs from base 2551 to 3843 and encodes 430 amino acids. The transcript is spliced from 2 exons. The record is from RefSeq and is a predicted model, not a curated record.